Messenger RNA from Alexandromys fortis (reed vole), 3192 nucleotides. It is a transcript of the gene Ica1, whose product is annotated as islet cell autoantigen 1. Gene Ontology annotation, cellular component: Golgi apparatus. Lineage: Eukaryota; Metazoa; Chordata; Mammalia; Rodentia; Cricetidae. Gene Ontology annotation, biological process: regulation of transport. Gene Ontology annotation, molecular function: protein domain specific binding. The record is from RefSeq and is a predicted model, not a curated record. Bases 207 to 1736 code for a protein of 509 amino acids. The transcript is spliced from 15 exons.
GCGGCGGCCGCUGCAGGAAGGACCGCUUCCUGCGCUCCCCGCCCCUUCCCUCGCCAGAGCUGACGCUGACGUCGGCGCAGGGAGCUGGAGGGACGCUCGGAUCUCCGCCGGGAGGCUCCUAGGGGCCGGGGCUCCGAGGAUUAAUAUAACAUAUCACACCUUGCUUUUUCUCUGCCCCUUCUCAAAUCAAGAAUAGAAAAAGAAGCAUGUCAGGACACAAAUGCAGUUAUUCCUGGGAACUGCAGGACCGGUUUUCUCAAGAUAAGUCAGUUGUCAAUAAGAUGCAACAGAAAUACUGGGAAACGAAGCAGGCCUUUAUCAAGGCAACAGGGAAGAAGGAAGAUGAGCAUGUUGUUGCCUCUGAUGCAGACCUGGAUGCCAAGCUGGAGCUAUUCCAUUCAGUUCAGAGGACCUGUUUGGACUUGUCUAAAGCAAUUGUACUCUACCAAAAGAGAAUAUGUUUCUUGUCUCAAGAAGAGAACGAACUGGGAAAAUUUCUCCGAUCCCAAGGCUUCCAAGAUAAAACCAGAGCAGGAAAAAUGAUGCAAGCCACAGGCAAGGCCCUCUGCUUUUCCUCCCAGCAAAGGUUGGCUCUGCGGAACCCUUUGUGUCGAUUCCACCAAGAAGUGGAGACUUUUAGACAUCGGGCCAUCUCUGAUACCUGGCUGACCGUGAACCGCAUGGAGCAGUGCCGGAUUGAAUAUAGAGGGGCCUUGUUGUGGAUGAAGGAUGUGUCUCAGGAACUUGACCCAGACCUCUACAAGCAAAUGGAGAAGUUCAGGAAGGUGCAGACACAAGUACGCCUUGCAAAAAAAAACUUUGACAAAUUGAAGAUGGAUGUGUGUCAGAAGGUGGAUCUUCUUGGAGCAAGCAGAUGCAAUCUCCUAUCGCACAUGCUAGCAACGUACCAGACUACUCUGCUCCACUUUUGGGAGAAAACUUCUCACACCAUGGCAGCCAUUCAUGAAAGCUUCAAAGGUUAUCAACCGUAUGAAUUCACGACAUUAAAGAGCUUACAAGACCCUAUGAAAAAGCUAGUUGAGAAAGAAGGGAAGAAGAGCACCCCGCGGAGGGAAAGCCUGGAGGCUGCUGCACAGGAGCCUAAGCAAUUAAUUUCUUUGGAGGAUGAGAACCAGCACAAAGAAUCCUCUCCUUGUAAGGCUGAAGAAGAGAAAAGUACUCCGUCAUCUAUAGACAAAAGCCCUGUGCACGACGCAUGCUCAGGACCAAUAGAUGAACUAUUAGACAUGAAACCCGAAGAAGCUUGCCUGGGUCCCAUGGCAGGGACCCCAGAACCCGAAGGUGGGGAUAAGGAUGACCUCCUGCUGUUGAAUGAGAUCUUCAGCGCCUCCAGCCUGGAUGAAGAAGAGUUCAGCAGAGAGUGGGCUGCCGUGUUUGGAGAUGACCGUCUGAAGGAGCCAGCCCCCGUGGGGGCCCAGGGAGAACCAGACGCCAAGCCCCAGAUCAGUUCUGGAUUCCUUCCUUCGCAGCUUUUAGACCAAAACAUGAAAGAUCUACAAGCCUCUCUCCAAGGCUGGUCAGAGAGCAGAGACAGUCCUCAUGCAUGGUCAUGGCCAGCACCAAAGACAAGCAAUGCAAAUGACAUCAGCUCUGCACUGAAAGCCGGGACCUGGGGAUCUGCGGAUUGCCUUAAAGUGCAAUCACCUGCCUUAGCUUCUAACUGCAAGGCUGUGAUCACUCUCUGCGGACCUUCUCAGACCUUUGCGAGAGGUUAGGAGGAAGGGGAAGUAAGUGUGUAGCAUAUUUUCACUGGCGCUAUCUUUAUAUCCUCUAUCAGGAAUUGAGAUAAACUAAUCUAACUACAUCAGUCUUGCCCCAUACAGUAUCCUCAUCUGACCUCCAACAUGCUGACUUGAGAUUCUCUUCAGUCCAGGGGUUGCCAGGGCUAACCACAUAGAAUGUGAUCAAGGUUACCUGUAGCAACCACCUAUUCAGAGAACUAUUCUGGCUACUAGGCUUGCCAUUACUAGCUAUUCCUGUGCAUCUCAAAUCUUAUGUCAUAAUUAGGAUAUACAUCAAUUCAGUCCUAACAAAGUAAUGAACCUAUUGGGUACUCUGAUUAGAAAUGGGGAGAUGACCCUAAGGUAUAAAGUUACUUCAUUUAACUCUCUUAACAGUUCAGUGUCCUUUUGAAGAAUCAAAGAUGCUUUGUGUGCCUCUGAUCCCAUCCUACGCCUUCACCCUCUGCAGCCAGCUGGCAAGCACAUUGCCAGCUGCUCCCUGCUGGAAGGGCACCCUAUUAGAGAGACAUGUAUUCAUGCUUCUGACACCUCCACCUGUGGCCGGGGUGGGGAAGCAUGGACUACGGAGCCAGUGAAGUAGGUGCUCACAUGGGAUGAUUUAUGUGAGAGGGUCGCAGCCUGUUUCUAAAUCGCUUGCAUGAAACACUCUUUUGAAAAUUCUCUCCUCAUCUGGAAGACACUUCGGCUGUCUGACCAUGGUAUUUGGAAAGGUAGGGUGGCUGCUUUGGUGAAACGGCAGUAGAGUGAGGGGCUCCAGUGAGGCCAGAUGAAGGAAUUUCAAGCCUGCCAAGGGAAGGGAAGGUACUUCAAGGGCCCCUUUGCCUUUGACAGGAAAAGGUGAAAGGGGCAAUGGCCAUAAUGGCAGAGUGACUUGGCAUGGGUAUGACCUCCUCUGGGCCUGUGCCUUUGAAGGGUGAAAAGAGAAACAGCAGAUUGUUCCUGACCCAAGGGACUUGAAGGGAUCCCUCCAGCAGACACCGGAAAGUACCUUGCUUCUUCAGCCAUUCAGUGUGAUUUCUGAAAUAGCCAUGCUGUUUCCUGGUUGAGGCAGAAAGACGUGUGUGUGGGGUUUUAAGCAGUUCUGUGAACUGAAGCAGGAGGUAUGGCUACAGGUGAUGCUUAGUGAAUUUAGAGAGAACACAGCACCCUCCUUCUUCAUGAACCCUCAAGAGAGUCAGCCAGUCAGGGGACAUGGAAUUCCUGAACGGUCACGGGAUGCCUGAGCCCAGCAUGGCAGAGGUGAUCCUCGAGAAGGUGGUUUUAUUCACGCUUCUUCUUCUUUCCUCAGAGCCUGCCAAGGCUUCCUCGGACCUGACUGCCUGGUUCAGCCUCUUUGCUGACCUCGACCCCUUAUCAAAUCCUGAUGCUGUUGGGAAAACCGAUAAAGAACACGAAUUGCUCAAUGCAUGAGUAUGAGUAUGCAGCCUUC